Labrus mixtus (cuckoo wrasse) is the source of this 1415-nucleotide messenger RNA. RefSeq names its product macrophage mannose receptor 1-like. The coding region runs from base 131 to 1120 and encodes 329 amino acids. The transcript is spliced from 5 exons. Lineage: Eukaryota; Metazoa; Chordata; Actinopteri; Labriformes; Labridae. The record is from RefSeq and is a predicted model, not a curated record.
UGUCUUGGUAUAACAAUGCUGGAUUUCCUGUGAUAUAAAGUGAAUCUUUUUGAUUUAGUGUUUUUAAUGAUGUCAUUGUAAGAUAGACUCUGAUCUGUUUAUUAUUUUAUUUUUUUCAGAGAAAUCAGCAAUGGAUUACAGAUUGCCUUUGCUUCUAUCCUUCUUUGCAUAUUCCCCAGGAUUUUGCACACCCAUCAUGUAUGCCCUCCGGGAAUUCCACUACAUCAACUUAAAGAUGAACUGGGCCGACGCUCAACAGUACUGCAGAGCAAACUACACCGACCUGGCUACCAUUGAAAGCAUGGCGGACAAUAACAGGCUCAAAGGAAUAGAACCCUCAGAGGCAUGGAUUGGGCUCCAUGAUGACCCACUGUCCUGGAAGGGAAUUGGUGGCAACGAAAGAAACUCCUGGAGAUGGUCAAGUACUGGUGAAUUCACUGAAAGAGAUAACCACAAUUGGAGACAAUAUGAGCCAAAUAACUAUAAUGGACAACAGCACUGUGUGGUAAUGAAUUUAGAUACAUCAUUGGAUGAUGAAGACUGCAACCGGGAAUUUUAUUUUGUUUGUUACAACGCUGCAAAUCCUCCAGGACAGAGAACAUUUGUCUUAAUUAGACAAGGAAUGACUUGGACGGAUGCCCGGGAAUACUGCAGAAAUCACCACACAGACCUGGCUAUGAUGCAGACUGAACCGGAAGCUCGAGAUCUGGGGACAGUAAAAGGUCCUUUUCAAGUUUGGAUUGGUAUGUACCGAGAACCAUGGAGGUGGUCCGACAACAGAAACAGCUCCUUCAAAAACUGGAGAAACGGACAGCCAAAUAACUACUUGGCUGUCCAGUACUGUGUGUUCCUCAAUCCGGAUUACACAUGGGGGGACAAUGAUUGUUCAGUGAAGCUUCCCUUCUGGUGCCAAACAGUCCCCAAAAAGAAAAUCUACAAGUUGAAGAUGAAGAUUAAGACUAAUGUUGACCUCUCCAAUCCCGCUUUAAACACCCAGCUCCUACAAAAGCUAGGUGAAGUGAUGUCUGAGAAGGACCUGGCUAACGUAAAACUGCGGUGGAGUAUUCAACCCAGAAAACAAGAGGAAGAGGAAGACAAGAACGAAUGCCCUGCAAAUUGAUGGCAGGUGAUGAAGGUUUUUGUUUUUGUUUGAAAUUCUUGCUGACCACAAGAAUUUCAAACAAAAUGUCCAGGGGUUGUUCAAAGAAAGUUUUCUCCCAUUGUCCAUCAUAACUAUCUAUCCUAGAGAUAAAUUGCAUGACGAGCUUCUGCAAUUGUCGCUGUUUCUAUUUAAGUUCUGUGUUUUGGUCCGUACCAUUGCCUGACUGCAAACGAGCAACAAAAAUAAGUUGAUAAGUCAAAAUUUGGGUGCAGUGCUGGUCUGUUUGACUGGAAUUAUUUUGCUGCAAUACUUU